Molecule: messenger RNA, 5102 nt
Organism: Solenopsis invicta (red fire ant)
Lineage: Eukaryota; Metazoa; Arthropoda; Insecta; Hymenoptera; Formicidae
Gene: mas
Product: protein masquerade
Exons: 12
Coding region: 813-3131 (772 amino acids)
Biological process (GO): proteolysis
Molecular function (GO): serine-type endopeptidase activity
Source: RefSeq, a predicted model, not a curated record
AAGAAAAACUUUUGAAUUUGCUUGGUUCUUGCAGAAAUUUUAUAUUACCAAUUUAUAUUUAUCAUUUUUUGUUUGAUUCUUGCUAGAACAUAAGUUAUUCACGAUGUGACGCUACUGAUAGAAAAUGAUUUGACAUCAUAUAAUCGAGAUUUUUUUAAAAAUAAUCUUAUUUGAUUUUUAUAGGAAACUUAACUAUUUAUCAUGAAGAUGGAAAAUUAAAGAGGACAUCUUUUUUCAAACGAGGUAUCAAUGUUACAUUUAAAAUGGCAUCCCUAAAUAUCAAUCACAAGCGCUAUUGUUCUGUAAGUGAAUCCAAAUUGAUUUCAUCGAUCAAGCGAUGCAUCGUAGGAGCGAAGAGAGCAACAGAAGUCACAACUAGCACCGCCCCUGCCAUCAACCCUGUCCCCUCCGGAUAACGUUCACAAAGCCGGUCGACCAUCAGUCCCGUCUUGUUUUCUCCUUUCUUUUUCUUCCUCCUCGUUUCUCUCACCUUCCUGAGUCGCCACCGUACGCAGGUGGGGAUUCGCACACCCUGACCCACAAGUAGACCCUGAUCUCUACACAGUCAGUGCUCGUUGAACAAGCCGAGGCGAUGUGGGUCCGCACGCCGCAACAUUGUGAACGUCGUUGAACUCUCUCGGUGGUGAGGAGAGGCAGUUUGUCGCGCACGUGAUCGGGAUCGCGCGGACGAGACAGUGCGCCAAUCUUGGAGACAAGAUUUCCUUUCUUCUUUCUCUUCCUCUCUCCUUUACUUUCUUCACUGUUUCUCCCGCUCGAAGAAACAAACGGAGACGGCCAGAGAGAGGUUGAAGAUGAUAUUGAGAGCCGCCCCUGGGGGCAUCGUCCUUCUGCUCGCGUUCGUCGGAUCGGUUGGCGGGCAGGAUGACGAUUCCUUAGCUAGUACCUUCUUGUCAGGUUUCUUAAACUCUUUAACGAGCACGGCAAAGAUCGCCGAUUGUCCGGGAGUAUGCGUGCACGCGCUAGCGACGUUAAUGUGCGACGACGUUCUCGAAGAUGUGCAGUGUCCCGCGGCGAGUAUGCGGUGCUGUUUGCAGGACCCGAUAAAUGGUACCGGCUCGUCCGAGAACACGAUCGAUGAUGAGGAGCCAACCUCGACCGUGUCUACGACGAUCGUCAAGACCACAACGAUUUCUACAACACCCGCGACUACUACAACCACAAUGCUCAGCACGUCGACUUCCUUCACUUCGGCAAAAACUACACCGGAAAGCUACAACGAGACGAGCGACAAGUCAUCAAUGAAAGCUUGCUCGGGUAUUUGUAUGGCCGAGAGAAUCGCCGAUUAUUGCGACGCUGUGCUGGUGAUAGACACCCUUUGCAAGCCGGGCUACAAGUGCUGCGUCUCCAGAGACGCCUUCGGGGACUCUCCGCCGCCUGAGCUCCUGGUGAUCGACCGACUGAAUUCUUCCCGUUAUGAUGAGAAGAAUAGCGGCGGUGCUUCUAGCAAAGUUUCGUCUUCGUCUUCGUCGACGACGACGCGACCGAAUACGUCAUUAUCAACAAAUGUCUUCGCGACCACUGCAAUUCCAACGACAAUGACAAUGACGCCAACAUCAACAGCGAUAACGGCUGUUACCAGACAGCCAUCAACGGUGGCGACGACGACCAGGCCGAAGCCAGUGCCGUUUAAGCCAUGUAAAGGAAAGUGCACAAGUGGACUGCUUGCCCUCUUGUGCGAGAACAUUGACGGAGACGCGGACUGUCCCCCUGACGAUUCCGUAUUGACUGUUUGUUGCAUCAAUGAACCGCUGCCGCAAAAAGUGGAAACAACUACGACGAUUCGGCCCUCCACGAAAGCUCCUCAACCGAAGUUACCACCGUGUCCUGGUUUUUGCCUCUUAACUCUUAUGGCAGCUUUCUGCGAGCGACCGAAUGUGAUUAUAGCUAAAACAUCGACCUGUCAAUCAGGCUCCAUCUGUUGCGAUAAUACAAAGAGUCCGCCGCAGACGCCAAGACCAAGGCCGAGACCUACUCCGCGACCGCUGACAACAGUAUCAUUACCACCGGACCCACGUCCGGACUGUCCCGGUUCCUGCAUCGUAUCUUAUUUGUCAUUCACCUGUUUCAGAAAUGCCGAGUUAACGAGCUUGUUCAAGUGUAAGAAACAGGGACAUCAGUGCUGUGCACCAAAAUCUUUGAUAAGAGAAUUUCAUGGUGGAAAUUCUACAGAGCCAGUUCUGACUAACAGAAAUGAUACAUUACAUGUUACUUCACGACCUUACACUACUCCGUUCACCCCAUUAUAUGAGACAACGAUGGUUACCACCACCACCACCACUACCAGGAGUCCGGUGUACAGUAAGUACGUUUGUGGUGUAAAGGGAACUUCACGCGGCCCAAUUCAAGCACGAAGUUCCGAGAGAGUCGCACGUGUGGUAGGUGGUGAGGAGGCAGACGCCAACGAAUGGUGUUGGCAGGUCGCCUUAAUAAACUCUCUCAAUCAGUACCUGUGCGGAGGUGCGCUGAUAGGGACGCAGUGGGUACUUACUGCGGCGCAUUGUGUCACGAAUAUCGUGAGGUCCGGCGACACGAUUUACGUGAGAGUGGGCGAUCACGAUCUCACUCGUAAAUAUGGAAGCCCCGCCGCUCAAACCUUGCGCGUCGCGACAACGUACAUUCACCACAAUCAUAACAGUCAGACACUCGAUAAUGACAUCGCUAUGCUGAAGCUUCACGGUCAGGCAGAACUAAAGGAAGGAGUGUGCCUGGUGUGCUUGCCGGCACGGGGUGUCAGUCACACAGCUGGCAAGAGGUGUACAGUUACUGGUUAUGGAUACAUGGGAGAAGCCGGUCCUAUACCUCUUCGAGUACGCGAAGCGGAGAUACCGAUUGUCAGCGAUGCCGAAUGCAUAAGAAAAGUAAAUGCUGUGACUGAGAAGAUCUUCAUUCUACCAGCCAGCAGUUUCUGCGCCGGCGGCGAACAAGGAAAUGACGCGUGUCAGGGUGAUGGUGGAGGUCCUCUGGUAUGUCAAGACGAUGGCUUCUACGAAUUAGCUGGACUGGUGUCUUGGGGAUUUGGUUGCGGUCGCCAAAAUGUGCCGGGUGUAUAUGUAAAAGUUUCUUCGUAUAUCGGCUGGAUAAAUCAGAUCAUAUCAGUGAAUAAUCUCUAGCUUAUCUCUUACGACGAUUGAAUACGUCUAUUCUACAUACAUUUAUUUAUUGACGGGACGUUGUAGUACCUUUACGCGCUUGAUGAUAUAUAGUGCACUCUAUGCCACAUAUGCGUUAGGAAUAAGAAGCAAGAAAACAUAGACACAUACAGAGAUAAGCUCGGAAUUGGCUACGUAUACGUAUUAAUAACAUUACACAUAUACACUUGUUAACAUAAGGUAUCUUUUAUUUUUUAAAAACUCUAAUAAAGUUUUUAAAAUUUUAUUUUUAAAAACUAUUAUAGUUUUUAAAAAAUAAAAUAAAUAAGUGGGCCUUAUUUAAUUCACAUACCAUAUAUGUUUUAUAUACAUAUUUCAACUGCGAAAGAGAAAUUGGGUAAUUUUCUCUUCUACGAAAUAAUAAUAUGUGUAUAAAAACGCGUUAAUAUGAAAUUAUAUUUUGUUUUGUAUUUAUUUAUUUAUUAUUUUAUUUAUUAUAUUUUUUUAUAUUUAAUAUCUCUCAUGACUUUCUCGCAGAAAAUAAAUAAUUUAAUAAUUUGGUAAAAAAUAAGGAUAAGGAGGAUAUUUUAUCUGUUUUUUUCUAUUAGUUUUCACUUAACAAUGUAUUUGGUAUGCUGGGUUUAUCUUUUUAUGUCUAUGCAAAAAAGCAAUCGUGUCAAAGACAUGAAACCGGUGCCAAAAUAAUUUUUUGUAAAAUUUAUUUAAAUAAUUAUUGACGACAUAGAUGCACGCAUUAAUUACAUAUACUUUUUUAAUAGGUAAUAAUUUUAUUCUUCUUCAAAAUUACAAAUUAUCUUGUCGCGUUUUACAAUUUUUAAAAAUAUACGAAGUUAAUUUGAGAGAUUCUGACACAUUUUUCUUUUUCCACACUUUUAUAAAAUAUGUCGCCAAGUGCGUGUAUACUGUUUUUAGAUGACAAAGAUGUUUUUAUAUGACAAUUUUUAAAUAGGUGAGUUGAUAAUUGUUGAUUAAUUAAUGGAUGUGUGUAUUAUUUAUUUAAGAAUGUUAAGGAUGUCUUGGCUAUACAAUACUUGUUAAAAGUUACCUAAAUUUAAAAGCUGCGUCUCUCUCUUCUCAGGUUUAUUUAUUUUGUUUUUAAUCAAUAAUAAAUUUUGAUGAAUACUUAAAUGUUGGUUUUGAAAUCAGCUGUAAUGAACAAAAUGCAUAUUUGGUAUACAAUGGCAGCGUAAAUGACCACAUUUUGCUACAGUUUUAGACAAAUAACUUAACCAAGUAAGUGGAUUCAAAUGAACUUUUGCAUGAAUAUUUAUUAGAGUUGUAUCAGUAAAAAGUUCAAUUCGUAAUGUUACUUCAUCAAAUUUGCAAAUAACUAUUACAAACGUAAUUUUACAUAAGAAUCAAGAGCAAACAAAAAAUUAAAUAACCUUUAAACUAAUAAAAGAAUUGUUUUUACACAUACAAAUGUAAGAACAAUCAGAAAUUUUUAUAUUUUGGAUAAUUUCGGCUCUAAUACGCAGAUUAGAGCCAACUUUAUGUUCUUUAUUAUUUCCCCAAACAGAUAAUGUUAAUUUUUAUCUUUAUUUUAUCACCAUAAAAAUUCUUCGAAAAGCAUAUUUUAUUAUAAGUAGGACAAUAUUAUAAGUAAUAAGUUACGUGUGCAAAAGUAUUAGUAUUUAAUUUUAUUUACUCGUAAAAUUGGCUUUAUGUUUCUCGUUUCAAAUUUUCAUAUUCUAUCCCUAUCUUGGGAUGUCUUAAAUAUGAUUUUCCUGUGCUUUGUAUAUUAUUGCGUCGCUCGUAAGUUAUCUGCUAUAUAUGUAUUUAAGAUCUUUGUUAUCGAAUCCAGUCGCUAGUAGAUUGUCCAUUUCGAUAUCAAACUUAGUAAUUAAGUGUAUUAAAUAUGUACACUUUGUAAGCCGUCGCAGGCGAAAAUUUCUAUUGUCUAGUAAAUUCUGUCCUUAUAUGAGGAAAUUCAUAAUAAAGAUUAAAAUGAUUGUAUAGAGAUAUAGUGUA